AUGGCCUGGACCUCAAGAGAUGCGCUCCGCCCUUUUCUCUUUGUCGCCCGUCUGUUCGCAUGGAUAAGUGCUGUCAUCGUCAUGGGCGUCACUGCUUGGGCCGUGACCAAGGUUGAUGGCUACCGAGUGGUCUAUCCGCUGGUGAUCGCUGUGCUAACAACAGCGUUUUACAUCCCUGCGAUGGUAGUGUCAACUAUGAAACGUAACCGCGGAUAUAUGCUGCCCUUGGACAUUGUCUUUUCCUACUUGUGGCUUGCAGCAUUCAUCUUCCUUGCCCAGCACGUUGGGCAGCUGAACUGUCGAUGGUUCGCUUUCGGCGUAUCAAGCUCCUGCACCCGCAAGAGAACUGCCGAAGCCUUCUCCUUCCUGGCUUUCUUCUGGAUUCUCUGCGCCAUGUGCUUUGAGAUCUUCAAUUUCUACUUUAGUGGAAAGGAGGGACCAGUGCGCACCCAUGCCGAGAAACCUCCCCAUCCCGAGACUGGCCGUGCUCCUGCCGAUGCACCAGCAGAUGUUGCCCAACCGGCUGCCUAG
This is a messenger RNA of Aspergillus udagawae, 531 nucleotides long. RefSeq names its product MARVEL domain-containing protein. The coding region runs from base 1 to 531 and encodes 176 amino acids. NCBI's taxonomy places the organism in Eukaryota, Fungi, Ascomycota, Eurotiomycetes, Eurotiales, Aspergillaceae. The transcript is spliced from 4 exons. The record is from RefSeq and is a predicted model, not a curated record. Gene Ontology annotation, cellular component: membrane.